UCAACAUUCGCCAGGAAAGCAUGGCGAUAUCGAUGUCAAGUUGAGCAGGAUGAUAACAGAUUUUCAGGGGUUUUUUUGAACAUGUAAAAUGACGUAAGAUUCCCGAAGUGCUAUUAUCUUUAUCCUCGUUUAUUCUCCUUUUCAUUCUUGUCAGCUGACUGUUGCUGCUGACAAGCCGAUUAAACCACAAAAUGCACUCUGUGAAGGUCGGCUGUUUUGCUUCGGCUGUAUCACGAGCUCUCUGCUGUCGUGAUUUUAUUAAAGUGUCCGCGUGCUGUCGUGUGCAUCGUUUUGUUAGUCAGAAAGCCGCCACGCCAGAGGAGACAGUUAUUCGUGUUCCGCGCUACAUGCAGAGGCGCGUUGAACACGUGAAACAGACCCGGGGCCAAACAAAAAUCAACACCAUCAAAGCUGGCAAGCUCUUGAUCCAGAGCAAAAACUCUGAUCUGAACCAAUCUGCGGGAUACACCCUUGGUAAGUUCGAGCCUCUUACUCUCUGCUCUAAAGGAUGGAAGCACAACAAAUCUUUCGGGGACCACUUUACCAUCAACAACAUCAAGACUGUAGCACCCUUUGUUGCUGAAAAUCAGAAUGAAGACGUCCAGCAGAACGCACCCGUGACUUUUAACAACCUCCGCAUCUGCAAGGCACUGGUGGAAGGUUUGGAACGCAUCAACAUUACCCAUCCCACCACUGUACAGCUGCAGACCAUCCCAAAGGUCAUGAAAGGUCACAACGUCCUCUGUGCUGCGGAGACGGGCAGUGGAAAAACCCUGAGUUACCUUCUGCCUAUCGUUCAGAGACUGCAGGUUGAAUCGGAGGUGGAUGCUGAGAGCGCACGCGGGAUCGGCGCUGUGGUUCUCGUGCCUUCCCGAGAGCUCUCCGAGCAAGUGGCCGCCGUGUCCAGGAAGCUGUGCGCCCCGUUAGGCUUGACGACGAGCACUGUGGGCGGAGGGCGGGGUGUAGGACACAUCAAGAGCAUCUUUAAGAGGGAUCCUCCAGAUAUUCUCGUGGCCACACCGGGGGCCCUGAUCAAGGCCCUGCGGAGACGCUGCGUGGACUUGAGCGAGCUCAGCUUCUUUGUGGUAGAUGAGGCCGACACCAUGUUUGACCCCAGCUUUUCUGACAUGCUGGAGAAUAUCCUGCUCAGCGCGAACAUUGCUAGGGAUCCCAAAGAAACACGAGGUCCUGGCCACAAGGCCCAGCUGCUGGUGGUGGGCGCCACCUUCCCCGGGGGUGUCGGCGAAGUGCUCAGCAAGGUGACGGACCUCGGCAGCGUGGUGGUUAUCAAGAGCAAGAUGCUGCACUUCCUCAUGCCGCAUGUCAAACAGACGUUCAUGAAGGUAAAGGGCACAGACAAGAUCCUGGAGCUCCACCAAGCCCUGAAGAUGCUCCAACAGAAAGAAGGUGGUGGUGGUGGUGCUGCACUGGUUUUCUGUAACAAGUCUGCCACCGUCAACUGGCUGGGGUACUCGCUGGAAGAGAUGGGGAUGCGGCACGCGCGACUGCAGGGGGAGAUGCCGGCCGCGCUGCGUGCAGGAAUCUUCCGAACGUUUCAGAAGGCCGGACAGACGGAUGUGUUGAUUUGCACGGACAUUGCUUCCCGUGGGCUGGACACGUCCAGAGUGCGCUUGGUCGUCAACUACGACGCCCCAGAAUCCCACACAGACUACAUCCACAGAGCAGGGAGAGUGGGGAGGGCGGGAGGGCGAGAGGAUGGGGAGGUUCUCACUUUUGUCACUCACCCGUGGGAUGUGGAGUUGGUGCAGAAGAUUGAGAUAGCUGCACGUAGGAGAACUAGUUUGCCAGGGAUGCAAUCUGAUAUACGUGAGCCUAAACCCAAAGGAGAAGCAGAUGUAGAGGAGUAGGAGGUCCUUGUGUUUUCUUUUUUCUAUGUUUGCAAAUAGUGGUGACAUGUUGCUGUGUUUGCUAGGUUGUGUUGGGAUACGAUGAGAAACUGUAAAUGUGUAAAAUCAGAAACAAUGAGCUGAAUUUAUUAAAAACAGUGGGCUGUUUUCUUUUGUCCAUCUCAACUUAUAAAUAUUAAUAUACAGUCAUUCAAAUAUUUCAGGAAUAAUUUGUCUGAUUUGUCUUCCCUACAACUUUGUAAAAAAAUAAGUUCAAUAAAUAUUUUGAUUUUGUAA
This is a messenger RNA of Pungitius pungitius (ninespine stickleback), 2144 nucleotides long. It is a transcript of the gene ddx28, whose product is annotated as DEAD (Asp-Glu-Ala-Asp) box polypeptide 28. Bases 192 to 1868 code for a protein of 558 amino acids. NCBI's taxonomy places the organism in Eukaryota, Metazoa, Chordata, Actinopteri, Perciformes, Gasterosteidae. Gene Ontology annotation, biological process: mitochondrial large ribosomal subunit assembly. Gene Ontology annotation, molecular function: nucleic acid binding; ATP binding. Gene Ontology annotation, cellular component: mitochondrion. The transcript has a single exon. The record is from RefSeq and is a predicted model, not a curated record.